Molecule: messenger RNA, 2058 nt
Organism: Vanderwaltozyma polyspora DSM 70294
Lineage: Eukaryota; Fungi; Ascomycota; Saccharomycetes; Saccharomycetales; Saccharomycetaceae
Gene: KAR2
Product: Hsp70 family ATPase KAR2
Exons: 1
Coding region: 1-2058 (685 amino acids)
Biological process (GO): cellular response to unfolded protein; protein refolding; endoplasmic reticulum unfolded protein response
Cellular component (GO): cytoplasm; membrane; endoplasmic reticulum lumen
Molecular function (GO): misfolded protein binding; ATP hydrolysis activity; ATP binding
Source: RefSeq, a predicted model, not a curated record
AUGUAUUCAAAAUCUAGUAAAUGGCUAUUGCCAUUUGUUACAUUACUAUACGUUUUGUUAGUUAUUGGUUUACCAUUUGGUGGUAGUUCUGGUAAGUUUAACAAGAGUAUAUUAGUUAGAGGUGACGAUUCUGAUAAUUAUGGUACUGUUAUCGGUAUCGAUUUGGGUACCACUUAUUCUUGUGUUGCUGUUAUGAAAAAUGGUAAGACUGAAAUUCUAGCAAACGAACAAGGUAAUAGAAUCACUCCUUCUUACGUUGCAUUCACUGAUGAUGAAAGAUUGAUCGGUGAUGCUGCUAAGAAUCAAGUUGCUUCUAACCCAAAGAACACUGUCUUUGAUAUCAAGAGAUUGAUCGGUUUGAAGUUCAACGACAGAUCUGUCCAAAAGGAUAUGAAACAUUUACCAUUCAACAUCGUUAACCAAAACGGUAAACCUGUUGUCUCUGUCAAGGUCAAAGGUGAAGACACUCUCUUCACUCCAGAAGAAAUCUCUGGUAUGAUCUUGGGUAAGAUGAAAAAAAUUGCUGAAGAUUAUUUAGGUAAAAAAGUCACUCAUGCUGUCGUUACUGUCCCAGCUUAUUUCAACGAUGCUCAAAGACAAGCCACUAAAGAUGCAGGUACCAUUGCUGGUUUGAACGUUUUGAGAAUUGUUAAUGAACCAACUGCUGCUGCAAUUGCUUACGGUUUGGACAAAUCAAAUGAAGAAAGACAAAUUGUAGUUUACGAUUUAGGUGGUGGUACUUUCGAUGUCUCCUUGUUGUCUAUUGAAAAUGGUGUUUUCGAAGUCCAAGCUACUGCUGGUGAUACUCAUUUGGGUGGUGAAGAUUUCGAUUACAAGAUCGUUCGUCAAUUGAUCAAGUCUUUCAAGAAGAAACAUGGUAUCGAUGUAUCCGAUAAUGAUAAAGCUUUGGCUAAAUUGAAGAGAGAAGCUGAAAAGGCUAAACGUGCCUUAUCUUCUCAAAUGUCCACUAGAAUUGAAAUCGACUCCUUCGUCGAUGGUAUCGAUUUGAGUGAAACUUUGACUAGAGCUAAAUUCGAAGAAAUGAAUUUGGACUUGUUCAAGAAGACUUUGAAACCUGUCGAAAAAGUUUUGAAAGAUUCUGGUCUAGAUAAGAAGGAUAUUGAUGAUAUUGUCUUGGUCGGUGGUUCCACUAGAAUUCCAAAGGUCCAAGAAUUAUUGGAAAAAUUCUUCGAUGGUAAGAAGGCUUCCAAGGGUAUCAACCCUGAUGAAGCUGUUGCUUACGGUGCUGCUGUCCAAGCCGGUGUUUUGUCCGGUGAAGAAGGUGUUGAAGACAUCGUCUUAUUGGAUGUUAACGCUUUGACUUUAGGUAUCGAAACCGCUGGUGGUGUCAUGACCCCAUUGAUCAAGAGAAAUACCGCUAUCCCAACUAAGAAAUCUCAAAUCUUCUCUACUGCUGCCGACAACCAACCAACUGUCACCAUCCAAAUCUUCGAAGGUGAAAGAGCUAUGGUCAAGGACAACAACUUGUUGGGUAGAUUCGAAUUGACUGGUAUCCCACCUGCCCCAAGAGGUAUUCCACAAAUUGAAGUCACUUUUGCUCUAGAUGCUAAUGGUAUCUUGCAAGUUACUGCUACUGAUAAGGGUACUGGUAAGUCCGAAUCUGUUACCAUCUCUAACGAUGCUGGUAGAUUAUCUAAGGAUGACAUCGAAAGAAUGGUUGAAGAUGCUGAAAAAUACGCUUCUGAAGAUGAAAUGAUUAAAGCUAAGAUUGAAUCCAGAAACAAAUUAGAAAACUACGCCCACAGUUUGAAGAACCAAGUUAAAGGUGACUUGGCCACUGUUUUGGAUGAAGAUGAUAAGGAAACUUUGUUAGAUGCUGUCAAUGAUGUUUUGGACUGGUUGGAUGACAACUUUGACACCGCCAUGGCUGAAGAAUUCGAUGAAAAAUACGAAUCUUUAUCUGAAGUUGCAUACCCAAUCACCUCUAAAUUAUACGGUAAUGCCGGUGGUGCCAACGCCGCUCAUGAUUCUGCAUAUGAUGAUGAUUUCGAAGAUGAGGAUGAUGAUGGUGAUUACUUCGAACAUGACGAAUUGUAA